Molecule: messenger RNA, 1292 nt
Organism: Caenorhabditis elegans
Lineage: Eukaryota; Metazoa; Nematoda; Chromadorea; Rhabditida; Rhabditidae
Gene: nhr-72
Product: Nuclear receptor domain-containing protein
Exons: 9
Coding region: 269-1243 (324 amino acids)
Biological process (GO): regulation of DNA-templated transcription; DNA-templated transcription
Cellular component (GO): nucleus
Molecular function (GO): DNA-binding transcription factor activity; DNA binding; sequence-specific DNA binding
Source: RefSeq, marked reviewed
UUUUGAUGAGACGUUCUGGAAUUUUCUCAAAAAAGUUAUGUCGGUUCAAAAAUUUGAAAACAUGCAAAAUUUUCCAACUUGACCAAGUCAGAGCUUGUGGAGAAUGAGGCAAUGAAUACUCAAUCUUCUAAUAUAUUGGCCUACAUAUUCCCGAACGAAAAGGCGCGAUGGAUAUUCUUGAUGAACCCUUAGAUUAAAGUUCUCAUGCAAUUUUACGGGUAGCAAGUGAGUCGCCGAAUUUCACUCAUUUUCAAUUUGCGCUUCAAUAAUGAACGUAUUUUAUGGUCCAUGUCUGGUUUGCAAUGAUGUCAAAAACACUAGCAUGCACUUUGGAGUCAAUUCUUGUGCUGCGUGUGCUGCAUUUUUCCGAAGGACUACAGAAAAUCAAUAUGCAUGUAGUCGAAACAAUAACUGUGCAACUUCCUAUGAGCGAAAGAUUCUAUGCCGUGCGUGCCGUUACACCAAUUGUCUGAAAGCAGGAAUGAGCAGAGGAAACGAAGCAUCAAGUCAAAGAAGUAUUCCGUCAAGCGGAUCUUCAAAUUCUUCAUCAACUUCAAGAUCAAAUUCUCCACAGACAUACUCUGGAUUCAGCAAAAUUCUGAAGAUUCAUCAUGAAGAUCUGCUGCAAUUUUAUCUGGAAGAAGUUGAGAAGACAAUGAGUCAAAAAAGGAGAAAUGUGUCAAAGAACAUUCUCCUUGCAAAAUCAUUCAACGAGCUGAUGAUAAUAACUGCUCAUGAACACGGUUCUGCAAUGGAAGCAUGUAUUGACUGUCCGGGGGUAGAUCACUUGGAACAGGAAGAUCUCAAGGUUUUACUGAAAUAUGUUCAAUUCGCCAAUGUAUGGAUUGACUCUGUUCGUGCUUAUUCGGUCUCGGAUAUAGAUUGUUUUAAAGAAGUUUCAGGACGAGAUGACAGACUAACUGAAUUCCUCCAACAAGUCAAGUCAACUCUGGGCUCCGCAUUCGCUGAGUUGAAGCUGAACAUCUACGAGUUCGCAGCGUUCAAAGCCUUUUGCAUUUGGAAACUGGGAUUUUUCUCAACUUCUCGGACAAUGAAAACUGUAGCUGAGGAUCAUUAUGAUGGAGUCAGUUCAGCAUUAAGGAAUUAUUAUAAAAAUCAACUUAAAAUGGACGAUUGUGACAUAGCAAUUCGACUCGGGAAUAUAACAUUGCAAAUUGUAACAGUGACGAACAUUUAUCACGACUUGAUUUGCCUGCAUCUGAAGGUUGGCAUGCCUAUAUAAAUAUUAUGUAAUUAUCUGUAACCAAAUAAAUUAUUGAUAAUUAAAAAUC